CAUCAGAUGUCCAAUUUAUUGCUGGAAAUUUGAACUUAUAGCAACACACAUUUUACCGGAUGAAUGAUGAUUAGGCGUGCGAAUGUGCGCGCGUUAAGGGUGCUAAUUUUGGGGCGCAUCGCGCCUACUAAAGGAAUGCAAGCAGGAGCAGGACUUCGCGGAGGAUGGUAGAAAGGCGUGCGCAUCCUGAUGGCAUGGUAGCAGCAUCCAGCGGGAUAGUCGGUGUUUAGAAGCCGUCGGGACACGUUUUUCAUCUUCCGCGGAAAUUCUGUGUGACCUCUGAAUGGUGUGAACGAAGCCAUGGGGUAGCUAUGAGAAAAUUCUUGGGUAUAUGGUGCUGGAUUGCGCUCUUCCUUUCCUCAGUGUCGAGUGGUGGUGUUGACUUACAAGGACCGCUAUUUAUACAAGAACCUCCCCAUAGGGUGGAAUUCAGCAAUAACUCUGGGAAAAAAGUCGAUUGCACAGCUCAUGGUAGUCCACCUCCUGACGUCGAAUGGAUCCUCGCAGAUGGAUCUCCGGUUCAUCAGGUGUCGGAACUGAGGCUGCUAUUUCCCAACGGCUCGCUCGUUUUCCCGCCAUUCGCCAACGACCGCUAUCGACACGACGUGCACGCCGCCCUCUACCGGUGUCGCCUGAAGAGCGCUCUCGGCGUCGUCGUCAGCAGAGAUGUGCACGUCAAAGCAGUCGUUAAGCAGAAAUACGACAUUCAAGUGCACGACGAGUACGUAAUAUCCGGCAACACCGCCGUCCUAAAGUGCAAAAUACCCAACUACGUGGGGGAGUACGUGAUGGUGACUUCGUGGAUUCAGGACGACAGCAUCAAUAUCUACCCGAACACCGAUAUCGGGGGCAAAUACGUCGUCCUGACGAACGGUGAUUUAUACAUCAGCAACGCCGGACCCGGCGAUGGAUACAAGAGCUACGCCUGCCGAACUACUCACAAAUUGACUGGUGAAGUCCAGACGAGUUCGUAUCCGGGUCGGAUAAUCGUGACGGAGCCGAAGGGGGACUCGCAGCCCCGCAUCAGCGUCGACAAGUACAACGCGCGACGCGUCGUCUUAGGCGAGGACGUAACGCUCCCCUGCGUAGCUCAGGGCUAUCCCGUCCCCGGAUACUACUGGAAACGGGAGCUGCAAGGCCAGAGCGUGCCUGUUGCGCUCGGCGAGAGAUUAACGAUACUUUCCGCCGGUUUGCUCAGAAUAUCGAAGGUCCGGUUAGAAGACCGCGGCGUUUACAUAUGCUUCGCCAACAAUUCAGCGGGAGAGGAAAGCGUCAGAGUAACUUUGGAAGUUACAGCUCAACUAUCCGCUCAUGUCCAACCGCAAGUUCAAGUUGUUGACGUCGGAAAAGCCGCAAAUUUCCAGUGUAUCGUUAAUGGUUAUCCCAUUUCGCAAAUUAGUUGGCUGCACAACGGAAAACCGAUCGCCCCGGAUAACAGAGUUGAAGUGACGGCGGAGCCGCCGCGUUUGACCAUCAAGUCCCUUACCAAAGAAGAUCGCGGCAUGUUCCAAUGCAUCGUCAGCAACAACUGGGAUCAAGCUCAAGCCAUCGCCGAAUUGGACAUGGGCGAUGCCGGACCCGAACUGGCGUACUGGUUUUCCGAGCAAACUCUUCAACCGGGUCCCACGGUUUCUUUGAAAUGCGUGGCCACCGGUAAUCCCCCGCCGCAGUUUAUGUGGACGCUGGACGGGUUUCCCAUUCCUGAUCAUCCGAGGUUCCUAGUAGGCCAGUACGUGACUAUUCAGGAUGAUGUUAUCAGCCACGUGAAUAUAACGAAUAUCAAAGCCGAAGACGGGGGUGAGUACAUGUGUACAGCGCAUAAUAGCGUGGGGAAAAUAGCGCACAGUGCCAGAGUCAAUGUCUACGGAUUGCCUUACAUCAGGGAAAUGCACAAAAUCACAGGCGUCGCCGGGAUGAGCUUAAUCAUCAAGUGCCCUGUAGCGGGGUAUCCGAUCGAAACCAUAACCUGGGAACGGGACGGGCAACUCCUGCCGAUCAAUCGUCGACAACGAGUGUACGCAAACGGCACUCUGGUGAUCGAACAGACUCAAAGGAGGGAAGACGCUGGAACGUACACGUGUCAAGCGCAAAACCGACAAAGGAACACGGCUAGGAGAGACGUCGAGAUUCAAGUGUUGGUGCCUCCGAAAAUUCUCCCGAUCAACCCAAUGACGGAUUUGCUGCGCGAAGGCAUGAGAGCCGCAAUAACCUGCCAAAUAAUGGAGGGCGAUCUUCCCAUAACCUUCCGAUGGGAGCGCAACGGCAAGGUCGUGUCGAACAACGCGGCCCUGGGAACGUUGAUACGGCGAAUAGACGAGUUCGCGUCUUCGUUAAUUAUCGAUCAGGUAACUUCCGCCCACAGCGGAAAUUACACUUGCAUCGCGAGCAACGUCGCCGGCGCCGAGAAGUACGCCGUACCGCUUACAGUAAACGUUCCACCUCGAUGGACUGUGGAACCAUCGGACACCAAUGUCGCUGCAGGACAAGAAGCUUUAAUUCACUGCCAGUCAGAAGGCUAUCCCAAACCUACAAUCACCUGGAAAAAAGCCGUUGGAGAACAACCUGGUGAAUACAAGGAUUUCCUCUUCGAGCCCAACGUUCAACAAUUCCAAAACGGCUCCUUGAAUUUCCUCCACAUAUCCAAAGAAAACGAAGGCCACUAUCUCUGCGAGGCGAAGAACAAAAUCGGCGCCGGUGUUAGCAAAGUUAUUUAUUUAAGAGUUAACGCUCCAGCGUAUUUUGCUCAAAAAUCGAAGCAAAUUCAGGUGGUGAAAGGAGAACCAGCUCACAUGCAAUGCUCAGCCCUGGGCGAUACUCCUAUGGAAAUUUCGUGGAAAGUUGGUGGCCAGCACAUAUCCAAAGAAGGAGAUCAAAGAUACAAUAUCCGCGAGCAAGUCCUAGCCGAAGGAAUGGUGUCCGAAUUGGGUAUAGAAAGGACCAUCAGACAAGACACUGGAAUUUUUAUUUGUUCCGCCAGUAACGCUUUUGGAAACGACGACAUGAACAUACAGUUAAUUGUGCAGGAGGUUUCGGAACCUCCAAGAAACGUUAAAGUCAUGGACCAGCUCGCAAGAUCGAUUGGAGUGUCUUGGACACAGCCGUAUGCAGGAAAUAGUCCAAUUCUUAACUACAUUGUUCAAUAUAAGCCGGGAUCCGAAAUUUGGCCUAGUCAACCCAUGAAAAUAACUGUUCCCGGAUCCCAAACAAGUACAACUCUGCCAAACCUUCACCCAGCUCAAGCUUAUCACAUCAGGAUUUUGGCUGAAAACCGGUUAGGUUUAAGCGAUCCUAGCCAAACCGUGCAAGUCAAUACACUGGAAGAAGUUCCUAGUGGGGCACCACUCGACAUUAGAGCUGAACCAAAAAGCUCAACAGAAAUAGUAGUAACGUGGGAACCUCCGUCUAGGGAAAGUUGGAAUGGAAAUCUUUUAGGUUAUCACGUCGGUUAUCAAGAAUACACAAAUGAAGAUUCGAACAACAUUGCUCAAAAUUACAUAUACAAAACUGUAGAGGUUAGACCUCAUUUCGGGGGCGAAGCAACACUACAAGGUUUAGCCAAAUUUACCACUUACAACAUAGUUGUUCAAGCCUACAACAGCAGAGGAUCCGGACCAGCUAGUGAACCAGUAACAGCAAGAACUUUGGAGGAUGCGCCAACUUUACCCCCUGAGAACGUCCAAUGCUCCGUUCUGAAUGCUCAAAGUUUACACAUAUCAUGGGAGCCCCCGUUGAUCGAGGGCCAAAAUGGAAUCAUCCAAGGGUACAAAGUGACUUAUCAUUCCGUCGGAGAAUGGUUUGACAACGAAGAUCAACAAACAAAGAUCGUUAAUCAAUUGCGAACAACGAUUUCGGGUUUACGAAAAUACACGAAUUAUAGCAUGACGGUUUUAGCGUACACGUCUAGUGGAGAUGGAGUAAGAUCUAUGCCUGUUUAUUGUCAGACUGAAGAAGAUGUGCCUUCUGCACCUGCUCAAAUUAAAGCAGUCCAAAGUGCUACCAACAAAAUUUUAGUCUCUUGGUUACCUCCCAAGUACAGCAACGGACCGUUGACGGGCUACACAUUUUAUAUGAGUAUCGUAGAAGACGGUCAGGAGGAAGGCACUCACAAGAGAGCUUUAAAUCCAACCACAGAAAUGCACGAAGUUUUAAGAACCCAAGAAACGGCUACGCUACAAUUCUGGAUAACCGCAUCAACCAGGAUAGGAGAUGGAGAAAGUACGAGAGUUGUGACUGUAAUGCCUUCCAAAACGGUGCCGGCGCGAAUAGCAUCUUUCGGUCGAGAAGUAAUCAGCGCUUGGAAGCAGAACAUUUACUUGCACUGUCGCCGAGUGGGAAUCCCGAUGCCGACCAUAAGCUGGCGCGUCAACGACCUUCCUCUAGAAGUCGGCGGACGCCGAUCCGUUUUUGCCAACGCCACUUUAGUGAUCAAAGACAUCCAAAGCGUCGAUCAGGCGAACUACUCCUGCAGCGUGGAAAAUCAAUACGGCCACGACGAGAUAGUGUACAGCUUGAAAGUGCUGGUGCCGCCGGAGGCUCCAGUUUUGAACGUGAUGGAGUCUUUUACUGAUACUUUGCUUUUGAGGUGGAGCGAUCAAGGAAACGGCGGAUCUCCUAUUUUAGGCUACGUUAUAAAUUAUAAAAGAGAUCACGGCGAUUGGGAGGAGUUGCAAAUUUCUGCAAGAACUGACGAGCAUAUGCUUAGAAAUCUCUGGUGCGGAACUAAAUAUCUUUUGUAUAUAACAGCGUUUAAUAGAAUCGGUACGGGUUUACCUUGUGACAUUGUAUCAGCUCAAACUAAAGGCACCGUACCAAUACAUCCCAAACAAUCGCAGAUGCUCACCAUGAACUCAACAGUGGUAACGGUAUGGCUGGAUUCUUGGGGCGAUGGGGGUUGUGGAAUCCUGUAUUUCGUAAUAGAGUACCGAUCAUCGAGGUACUCCUCUUGGACUACUUCAUCAAACCACGUCAAACCUACUGAACGAAUAUACAGCAUCACUGAUUUACUGCCUGCAACGGAAUACCAGCUGAAGAUUACUGCUCACAAUAACGCUGGAAAUACAGAAGCGCUUUAUAAUUUUACUACUCUUACACCUCUAGGUGAUAAACCCGAACUGAUACCGCCUGUGUCGCACUCAGGGGACCAACCGUUCUAUGCAAACGCCAAAGUACUGGUUCCAAUAAUGUUGUCACUAACAUUUUUCGUUUCAAUGAUUGCUACGCUAUUCUGGAGGAGAAGUUUGAGAAGAGAUGAUCGGACGAGAUCAAUGGCGGAAUCGCCGUCGAUGGCGCAAAUCCAGAACAAGCAGAACAGAGACCAGCAGUACCUGGCGGUGCGAGUAGGAAGAGGUCAGCAACCGUUGGCAGUUGAGGAUAGCUACAAAGCGGAAUCGGCGGAUUACAUCGAGGAUAUUUGCCCGUACGCCACGUUUCAGCUGUCGAAAAACACCUACAGCGAAAGCUCUUACAGUGGAAACGUGUACAGUGGGCCGUACCAUUCGAGCAAAGAACCAGAGUAUUCGAAGGUUAGAAGAAAAGGCGGAAGAUUGAGAGAUCCUCAUUCCGAAAGUCAAGAGUCUGAUAACCUGGGCAGCACUGACUCGGAAGUGAAGAAGAUAUUAACUCUACACCUGCCUAUUUCAGAAUACGACACCCUCGGAUCCGAUUCCGAGGGCGACGGAAGGGCGACCAGCCAAGAAUUGAUGUCGUUCGGUCACAGAAUGAGAGGGGGAGCCGAGGGAUCCUCCUCGUCGUCCGAAACGUCCCCGCCAUCGGGAAGCGUUGGAAGGAAACCGUUUCAAACCAGGAAAAGCAAAGCAAAAGCCACUCCGAUUAAUAAACGCCAUGUGAGAAGCAGCAGCGGCUAUUCCAGCCACAAUGAAGAGACGACUUUCAGUAUUUCGCACGCGCCGAGUUUCAACGAAAGAAUCCACCCGCCUUCGAGAUUUUCGGAUCUAUCCACGAGGAAUCUGAGCGAAUCGGAAUACGAAAAGGGCCACAAACCGCUCAGAGGAAUGUCGAAAUUGAGUAGGGAAACGUUUCAAAUUAACGUAUAAGAACGAACAGAUUCUGCCGAAGGAAUAAUUAUGAUUAUUUCAAAGAUUUUGUUAGUCGGGUAAUAGCAAUUGAGUUAAUGUCAAUGACGAUUGAGUAUUGGUAUGAUACAGUGAAUUCAAUUUUGGAGCAUAUUGAUAAUGGAUUGCGUGAUAAUGAAGCGCUACUAUCUGGCCUGUUUAUAGGGUUGGAAUUGGAUUUACUGUAUGCUAUAAGUGGCUAAAGAAAGUAAAAUUUAAAUAAAUCCCUAUAUCAUUAGUAAUAUUAUGCAGUACAGGAUAAAGUCAUAUCCCUUUUUGAUGAAUUUUUAAUUAAACGGACCUUUUGAUAUGAAAUUGUUUUUGUAAUUAGAAUUUUAACGCUCUAAUUAAUCAUCAAUGCAGUUCUUUGAGAGCUUUUCCAAGAGGUAUACCAAAACUCUAAUUCUUCAAACGUACCACCGUUUUGCAUUACGAAUAAAACCAAACAGAUUUACUUGAUUUCAUAGAAAUAUUUUUUAUAGAAAAGUUACACUUACUUUUAACUAUGUACUUAAGGUUAUUAUUUGCUCUUCUAUAUGCUGAUAUGGAGCAUAAAUUUAUACUUUUUUAUUAAUGUAAUCUACCUGAUCUUCAUAUUUACUCUCUACUUCUGAUUCCAAUAGGUGAAAUUCUGCUAUAAAUUUUCAAUUCCAUUUUCAACUUACGUAAGUAAAGGAUCAUAGCAUUUUAUCUGAAAUUCAAUCCUGCAUCUAAGAAUUCCAAAUUUGUUGGGAUUAGACAGGAUUUCAGAUGAAAUAAAAUAAAAUAAGACUGCGGUCCCACUAAACUUCCGCAAAUAAAAGAACCUGUUGAAGAAAUAUUUUAUCCAUUAAGUAACGUUGUUUCAAUUUUUGGCUCUUUCUGUUAAAAUGGCCUAAAUAAGAUCAUUAUGAGACUUUCAAUAAUCCCUGAAGUCGAAGGCAUUUAGAAAUAAUUGGGUCUAAAUGCUAAGUCUGAUAGUAAAAAAAUCAAUAAAUAAUUGCUUAAACAACAUAUCUAAAUAAAGACAUUCAGAAGAUAAACGAAACGAAUUAGAUUUACAGAAAGCAUCAGCAGAAACGACGAUAAGUUCAGUUUUUAUACGAUAUAUGUAAAUUUUUGUGUAACAAAUUUGUUACAAUAAAAGAAGACUUCGAAUAUUUAAGACACGUUAGAUGGAUAGGAAGAUAUACUUUAUAUAAAAAUAAAAUUUGUUUAAAAUUUUUAGGACCCGGUAUUUAUAAUAAAAUAGCACUGAAUGAAUAAAUUAUGCUUUUACAUGUGUUUUGCAAAUGUAACAAAGUAUUGAUAUCUUCACAAUAAAUUCCAUCAUUAUGCUCUAUUUGAUUUUUUAAUGCAUUCAAAUUAUGGUUUUUGUAAAAAGUGUACCGUCGUUUCAUUUUGUUGUGAAGGUAUUUAAACAACAUUGAUUAGUUAAAUAAAUAGUCGUUGUGACAGGAUUACAAUUCAAAGUAUGAUAAAUUAAUGUUUUCUAGAUAGAAGGAAAGCAAAUGACUGAAAGGAAGCUUAAUAUUUCUGAAUUAUAAUCCUCUCAAAUGUGAUAAACUGUUACAUUACACGAUUUGUAAAAAAAUGCACACAACUGAAAAUUUAUACUACUGUAAUAAAAUAGUUUGAUCUGUCACUCACUAUGCGUCUUCAUCUAUUGAAUCUCGCAGAAAAUAUGAAUGCAUUAAUCAACAAUUAAUAAUAAUUUAUAUACUCAUUAUGUAAUGAACUACUUUAAUCAUACGGGAACUAUUUAUAAAAUAUUUAUAACACUUCAAUAAUAAUUACAAUUCUAAACGGAAUAUUUCUUUCCAAGCACAACAUAUGGUGCAACAUUUAAAAUAAUGUGCAACAUAUGGCGGCCCUUGGAAGAGUGCAAUAUAUUUUUCCGUUGCCAGACGAACUGCAUUUAAUGUUUUCUGAGUUAUUCAGUACUGAACUCACAGCAGGUGCCUUUCGAGGGAACGAUGAAAUUAGUUGUUUUUCCCUUAACUUCCAUAUGGGUGUGCCAAGCGUAAAAAGCUAUAGAAAAAAAAAAGAAGAAAUAAAAGUGUAUAGAAUCAGUGCAUGUUAUAGAUUUUAUAGAUUGUUAUAUAAUUUUAUGAAAUGAAAUCUCUCGUACACACACAAUAAGAAAUUCACUUUGCAUUUAACUAGAGGUGGUUUUUAGUAGGGAAAUUGAUAAAUCAUCAACAUAAUGCGUGUUUUUCAAUUCAAUUUCGCUAUUAGAAAAUAACCCUUAAUGUACCUAUAUUCUUUAAAAUAAAAUUAGAAGGCAAAGGAAUAACACAAAUUCCUUUAAUUGCUAAGUUUCCAAAUUGACCUAAGAUCCUUAAAUAUUUCCCACUGCCUUCUCACUAUGAAGAGUUAAAAUUAAUCAAGGACACAGAGCGUUGUAAGUACCUAAUUCAUGUAAUUAAAAUUUUAUCAAACGGUUGAAGAAGUAACAGUGAGUACCGCAGAUAAAGUCCUGAGAAUAUAAAUUGGUACGCGCAAUGUAUCACUCCUUCUUGAACUGUUCAUCGAUAAAAAGGAAUUAACGAAACUGUUCGGUGUUUGUAAUAAAAUAAUAAAACACCUUCCUCUGGAAUAAAAAUUAACGCGUUUAUUUAUUUUUAGUUUGUCCCAACUGUCCUUGUUAAAUGAUUUUUACAAGUUCUAUGUAAAUACAUACCUUUUUAUUGUAUAACAAUGUGGAAUUUAAUAAAAAACAAUGUUGUGUUA
Phyllotreta striolata is the source of this 8783-nucleotide messenger RNA. The record is from the annotation of a GenBank genome assembly. NCBI's taxonomy places the organism in Eukaryota, Metazoa, Arthropoda, Insecta, Coleoptera, Chrysomelidae.